AUGCCCAGAUCCUUCUUGGUGAAAAAGCACUGGAGCAACCGAAUCCCCAAUUAUGGCCAAUUGGAAUCUCAGAAAGAGAUAAAUGGGUCCUGCUACACCUGUGAGGGACUGGUCUUCCCACUGCUCCUCCAGGACAAAGCAGCCCCUUCAGCGUCCAAUGAUGCUCCCAGCCUGUGGGACCACAAGUCUGUCAUUGCAUGUAUCUCGCUGCCUCUCCCCUUAAAGGGGGAGGCUCGGGGAAUGCCCAGUCCCGGGCCUCUGGAAAUCAGUGUGGUGGACUCCCUAGAUGGCCGAGCUCCUGGCACCCCCCUCAAGGAUAGCCUGAACCAUCUCAACCUUUCCCCAUUGCUGAACACGCCUAAGCAGUGGCCUCUCGAUCCUGGGCCAGAGGUAGACAAGGCUCCAGAUAAACUUCUUGGGGGUGGAGGCCCACAAGGUGGGAGCCCUCCACUGGGCUCUGUGGGCUGCUUUGAAUGCUUUGACUGCCAUAAGACCUACCACACAUUCUCUGGGCUCUCCAAACACCGGCAGCUGCACUGUGAUCUGCAGGCCUGCCGUUUCUUCAGCUGCAAGUAUUGUGACAAGGAAUACGCAAGCCUGGGGGCCCUCAAAAUGCACAUCCGCACACAUACCCUGCCUUGUAUCUGCAAGAUCUGUGGCAAGGCCUUCUCUAGGCCCUGGCUCCUUCAAGGUCACAUCAGGACUCACACAGGUGAGAAGCCAUAUGCCUGUUCUCACUGUAGCCGGGCCUUUGCUGACCGCUCUAACCUGCGAGCUCACCUGCAGACCCACUCUGACAUCAAGAAAUACCAGUGUAAGAGUUGCACCAAAACCUUCUCCCGCAUGUCCUUGUUAACCCGACACAAGGAAGCAGGCAGCUGCCCAGCCUCCUGAUGGCCAAAAGUGGCCAGGGAAGUUAGGGGAGGAGGGGACCUGAAUUGGAAUACCCAGAGCUGGAGGUCACUCUUGGAAGUCUCUCUGGAAUCAGGUGAGGAACAUCUGCACCACCAGGAGAACUGCAUCUUGGGUUAUGGCAAGAACCUGGGUCGCCCCUCUUUCCUUUUCCAUUUGGAGCUAAUCCAUCCAAGCAAUGUGCUUGGAUCAGUGUGGCUCUCCAGUUGCUUUGGGUCUCUCAUCUGUGCCUUCAUUUUGUCCCAUUUUGAGGCUUUGCUCCUGGCUCGGGGAAGAGUGUGAAAGGUGAGAAGAAGCCAUUUCCUCGGUUUACAGAUUAACGCCUUCCAUUUUAUUCUUCAAGAAUUGGGGCCUGGUAGGAUUUAGGGAGAAGGGAAGAAAUCCCAGCUGAUGAGCCAAAGAUCGCUAGGAUAUACUUCUCUACCCUGAUGGAAUUGGCACCCUUUCCAAUCAGUGACUGGCCAGCGCUCUGACUUAGGCACAUCCAGUUUUGCAUACCAGACCGAAGUUUUACCCAGGGCUAGUGGCAUGCUCUAGUGUCUAGGAAACUGAUUUAAGCAUCAGUGAACCUGAGCUCUGGGCUUGUUUCAGACAAUGUGGGGCUCAGGGCAAGCUGUUACAUAUGCCUUUGCCAUGUUUUCUCUCUCAUAAAAAUGGGGGAAAAAAUGUGUCUACACCAGACAAUGACAGUAAUGGUUGGUGGAGGUAAGUGGUGGGGGAGGCUCCCCCUGCCUGACUGGCACCUUUACAGAGCCAGCCUAAGCUGUUGUUGGGGCUAUUGCCUUCUGUAGGGAAAUACACCUGUGGAAUAUUAAAGGAGGAGUCCCAAAGCUGCUGUCUGUCCUGUUCUUUGAACUUAGAUUUUCUGGGUGGUUCCCUGGCUCUAAAGUCAUCCAAACAAACAUGUGUCAAGCACUUGUAUCAAGGUGCCAGGCAUGAUGGAGAAGUGCUGGGGAUAUUUCAGAGGUGGGUAAAAAGGGACACUGCCCACUUUGGAACUAUGCCCGAAGGGCUAUAAAAUUAAGCAUACCUUUUG
Vombatus ursinus (common wombat) is the source of this 1948-nucleotide messenger RNA. RefSeq names its product snail family transcriptional repressor 3 (gene SNAI3). The coding region runs from base 1 to 894 and encodes 297 amino acids. Gene Ontology annotation, biological process: regulation of DNA-templated transcription. The transcript has 3 exons. Gene Ontology annotation, molecular function: RNA polymerase II cis-regulatory region sequence-specific DNA binding; DNA-binding transcription factor activity, RNA polymerase II-specific. NCBI's taxonomy places the organism in Eukaryota, Metazoa, Chordata, Mammalia, Diprotodontia, Vombatidae. The record is from RefSeq and is a predicted model, not a curated record.